This is a messenger RNA of Didymodactylos carnosus, 609 nucleotides long. NCBI's taxonomy places the organism in Eukaryota, Metazoa, Rotifera, Eurotatoria, Philodinida, Philodinidae. The record is from the annotation of a GenBank genome assembly.
AUGAUGAAUGGUUACCCUAGCUUUUCCUUAAAUCAGAAUGGACAUCAAAAUGAUUCAUCUUCUCAAACAAAUAUUCAUAAAGCAUUUCAAAGCAGAAGAAAGAUUGAAAUUGACGAUGAAGAUCUAUUAAUACUGUUAAAUGACUCUGAUUUAAGUAGACAAUUUGAUCAUACAAAAUUUUCAAUUGAACAUUGUAAACUUUUAAUAUCAGCCGUUAAUAGUUCAUUGGCUCCUGGCUUAGAUAAAUUAUCAUUUGAACGCUUUAAAUAUGUAUUUGAAUUAUUAUUAACAUGGCGUAAUUUGUUUCGUCGACAUGAUCUAGAUCGAAAUGGAAUCAUUGAAACAUAUGCACUUGUCAAUAUUUUAAAUUCAUUACGUUUCAAUUUGCCACCGUCAACAUUAGAAAUAAUUGUUAAACGUUAUUCUACUCGACAUGAUGGUCAACUAAAAAUAUGUUUUGAACAUUACAUACAAUUGUGUGCACGAUUAACAUUAUUAAAUGAUUUGAUGCAACAAAAACAACAAUCAAAUGUUGAUACGAAUGUUUCUCCACGUGAUGUUUGCUCAUUUUCAAUCGAUGAAUUUAUGCAAUUAGCAUUAACUUUAUGA